ACGAUAAUCUGGGACCAUUGGAGGCAGUGAGGCACACGGGGCGGUAAGGACGUGGUGGCGCCGCACGUCUCAUCCUUUUCCUCAUUAUUCCACCUUUCCCCGCGGCCAGGAGGACAUUUAGCGCGCCAGGAUGCCAAGUCACUACGACAAGGGUGACUAUGACAGCCGUGACGCUGGGGGAGGAGCUCGCUACAGCAGUAGAGGUCGAGGCAGAGGCCGGGGCAACUAUGCCUGGGGCGGCCGCGUGGGCAACAGCAGCAGUAGUGGCGGUGGCCGGGGGUAUGGGCGAGGGGGAGCCAGUGGGGGAAGCAGCGGCAGUGGUGGCAGUAGGUACAGAGGAGGGGGAGGGCACGGGGUGGCCUCGAGCAGCUACCGAGACAACACCAGCUACCAUGAUAGGUACAGCGAGUCCCGACGCAGCGGUGGCCACAUGGUGAACCCCUGGGAUGCCGGCAUGGGCCCUCGGGAGGUGGGUGGCGGGGGCGGCUAUGGGGCCCACGCCUCAGCAUUCGGGGCCACUGGCAUGGGCAUGGGGAGCAGCGGGGGAAGUGGGGGUGGGGCAGGCACCUCCCAGCUGAUUGGCUCCCUUAAUCAGCUGAGUCAGAUGGGCAACGACAAGUCCAAGCUGGCUCUGAAUAUUCUCAACGCUGUCCUCUCAUCAGACAACGCUAUGGGUGAAGGCCGCGACGCGUGGGAGCACGGGCCGCCCCCAAGGAAGAUGAGGCGCAUGGAGUGGGACGAGCUGCGUCCGCCCCCCGCCCGCAGGUACCCCCCUCGCUACAGCCCCCGGCGUACCUGGGACCGCCGGGGUGGCCCCUCUUACCCCCGAGGGGACCACCACAGCGGCAGCACUGACUACCAGGCCCGCAGGGUGGCCAAGGCCCGACGGGGCAAGCCCUGGCAUGAUACCAGGAGUGGUAAGGGCCCUGGGCGGGAGGGCCGGGCCAAGGAGGAGCAGGACCUGUCGGACGACCUGGAAAGAGAGAGCACCACCGCCGCUGCUGGCACCAGUGCGGCCCAGGCCCCCCAGAGCAGUGAGGACAAAAUGGAAGAGGAUGAAGGCAAGGAGGAAACCGAAGCCUCCAGCCAAGGCAAGGCAGAAGGGAAGGCUGAGGGAGAGGACAAGGAGGCCAAGGAAGGAGAAGAAGGAGCUGCUGCGGGAAAAUCCGAUGACAAGGAGGGAAAGAAAGAUACUGACAUGGUGAAGCAGAAUGAGGCCGGGGAGAUAACGUGGCUGCCCCGAGAGGCUCUGCAGUGCCAUAUGUGUGGCCUCUCCAAGUUCCCUGAUAUCAAGUCUUACAUGCGACAUCUAGAGAGCCGACGCCAUGAAACUCUCAAAUACUCCUUCCAUGCCAAGGGUGCAGCCAUCCUUCACUUCCUGCGGGCCAAUUCCAAGUUGGCAUCACAGAGGAAGAUGCUGAAGAGCCUGCGUCGGGGCAUCAAGGGCCCCAUCAUGAGGUGCCGCAAGUGCCAGUGUGAGGUGUUCGGCUACAUCCGGGAACACGCCAAGACAGUGGAGCACAUUGCCCUGAGGAACUACCUGCGGGUGGUUUGCUGCAACACCACCUUCUUCAACCGUGCAGACUUGGAGGAGCACCGCUUGUCCCUCACCCACCUCAAGAACCAGUUGGAGGAGGGACAGAAGAUGGAAGCCGAGAGCGAGGUUGAAGACAUUGGAGUGGAAGAAAGUGGCAACUCACUCCCUGCCCUUACAGAGGAGGGAAAACUCUUCGCCGACACUAUCAAGCACAUGAAGCAGAAGACCAAGUUUUCCGAGGUGACAAGCCCAGAGAACCUGAUGCCCUACGACCCAGCAACACCCCAAGGCCUCAACUUCAUCUGGAAGCGGUCACACUACAGGUGCAAGGCGUGUCCUCAGGUCCGCCUCGCCUCAGCUGCUGACACCGAGGAACACUUCAAGUCCUUGGACCACUACAACAACCUGAUGGCACACCUCAAGGCCAUAGAGCAGGAGAAAGAGAAGAAGAGACUGGAGGAGGAGGAAGCAGCAAGGAAGGCCGAGAUAGAGCGCAAGAAGAAGGAGGAGGCAGAAGCGAAGGCUGCAGAGGAGGGCAAAGGAGGGGAAGGGGAAGAGGACAAAGAGGAAAAGGAGGCAGAGGGCAAGGAAAAGGGCGACCAGGAAGCAGAGAAGGAGGAGAACGAAGACAGCAAGAAGAACGGAGAUAUGGAGGGUGAGGAAGAUGAGGACCUGGAGGAAGAGGAGGAGGAGGAAGAAGCAACGGCAGCAGCACGGACAGGAGAAGAGGAGGAGGAGGAAGAGGAAGAGGAUACGAGCUUCAACUUCGAGGAGGACAUGCACAAUAUGGAGACGGUUGACGAGGCGUGUGAUGACGGGGAGAUUGAGGGAGGCCUGGAGGGCAGCUUGGCAGAGGAGGGUGUGGGGAAGGAGGACUCGGUUGGAGGUGUUACUACUGAAGCGCUGUUUGCCGAUAUUUCUUGCCUAUCUGAGGUGGGAGAAGAGUUAGAUGAUGAGGUCAUGGAGAAGAUUGAGCCAAAGGAAGAGAAAGUGGAAGUUAAGGCUGAGGCUGAGGAGGUGAAGGUGGAAACAAAACCCGUGGUAGAGGAGGUGAAGGCAAAGGCAAAACCCAAAGCAGCUGUCAAGAAAGAGGCAGAGGAACCCGUGGAAAGCGUAAAGAAGGAAGCCGUCAAGAGGGAGAGGGAGGAAGAUGAGGAACCGGCGGCAACAGUGGCAGUGGAGGCCAAGGGUCGCGGUCGUGGCGCUGCGACUCCUCGGGGUAGGCGGGGCCGGGGCCGGGGCAGGGCUAGGUCGGCCAAGAACUAACACAUCCACUGGUGCCAGACUCAGCGGGAUCUUUACGUUGUGUCAGUCGGGGCAUUACUUUCCAUAUACAACACAAUUGGCCUUUAACCUGUUGUGCUUUCUUUUGUACAUGUUGAAAACUUUUGCAUUUAGUUUAAAUUUUGUGCAUGAGUGCCAUGUUGUGCCAUGGUGGCAAUGUCUUGAUUAUGUGGAUUUUUUCUUGUGGCAUUUGGGGAGUGAUUUUAAGAAUAUAUUCAGGAUCAUUAGUCGCUCUACACAUCGAGGUCACAUUGUGUGACGGCAGUGAUGAUGGUGACUGAUAUACUCUUUACCACUGGUUUAGGUCCCUUCCCCAUCACCUCUUGAAUAACACCACUUAAUGACAGUACACACACUCCCUUGUUUAGACAUUUGUAUAAUGUUGAUGCUUCUGCCUUGCUUGGAUAACAAAUGCAGUCUUGCAUCACUUGGUUGACAGAAGGCAAAGGCCUGUAAUGAAUGGAUAUUUUGUUGGUAUUUGUGGAGUGAUUUUUUACCCAUCAUUCAGGAUUAUCAUUAGUCAUCCAACAUAUCCAUAUCACAUUAUUUGGUUGGCUUUGCCAACUUUGGUUCAUUAAAUUUUGGUUCUUGUAAGAGGAAGAGUUCUGAAACCUAAUGCUUCAGAGGGAAAGGAGUUGACAAAGGAAGCUGUGUACCAGUGCUCAAUAAUUGGGUACAUAGAUCAACUCUGCAUUUCCUUUGAAACUUAAGUAUGGACAAGAUAUUGAUGUUUAAGGUGGUGUCAGUCUUGGGCUGUUGCAUUUCCUGCAUGAAUUAUGAAAAUUUCAAGAGUCCCAGUUUGUGUUUGAUGGUUUGUUGACGGAAGCAGUCACUUUAUUGACAUGGAGGGAAGCCAAGCACUGGGGGGGAUUGUCUUAGCAAUUUCUGUCUGUGGCAGGCUGUUGCUUCAACAACAUGUGUGCACAUACACACGCAUUCACCUUUGUCUCCGUAUACCACCACUAACUUAGACCCCUGAUGUACCUUGAUGCUGCAUGCCUUACACACAAAUAUUCAGGUUAUUUUGACCACCACAAUGCCAGCUCACCAAUAGUCACAAAGGGCGGUGUUGUCCCCCGCGUCAUCAGCAUAUUAAUCCCUGCAGGACGAUUACUGUGAUUAUGGUUUUGUGUUUAUAUUAAGGAGGAGGAAGUCCUGUAUAAAUUUCCUCUCACUCUUCCAAGGUGAUGCCCAGCAUAGUCAUCUCAAUUUGUACUCAGUGUUUAGUAUUAAAGGUUUGUGUACUCGAGGGGUUCCCGGGUGUCUCUGGCCAAAGACAUAUUCCAGUCCUUAUUUGAGUCCACCCAUUUUUGCCUCCCAGCCCAAAACCUUCGCCUUGGUGUUGCCCGUGUUCCUCGCUCCCUUGCCUAAGAUGCAUUGACUAUUGGACCAUUUUUAUUACAUUUCUUUUUUUAGUUUUUAAGGCGUAGCUGUAAAUUUCGGUUAUCCAAGUAAUGGCAUUAAAGUGGAUACCAGA
This is a messenger RNA of Eriocheir sinensis (Chinese mitten crab), 4298 nucleotides long. RefSeq names its product zinc finger protein on ecdysone puffs-like. NCBI's taxonomy places the organism in Eukaryota, Metazoa, Arthropoda, Malacostraca, Decapoda, Varunidae. The record is from RefSeq and is a predicted model, not a curated record. Bases 131 to 2803 code for a protein of 890 amino acids. The transcript is spliced from 17 exons.